Haliotis rufescens (red abalone) is the source of this 2440-nucleotide messenger RNA. Its product is annotated as transcription factor E2F3-like. Gene Ontology annotation, cellular component: RNA polymerase II transcription regulator complex. NCBI's taxonomy places the organism in Eukaryota, Metazoa, Mollusca, Gastropoda, Lepetellida, Haliotidae. The transcript is spliced from 9 exons. Gene Ontology annotation, molecular function: protein dimerization activity; DNA-binding transcription factor activity, RNA polymerase II-specific; RNA polymerase II cis-regulatory region sequence-specific DNA binding. The coding region runs from base 302 to 1621 and encodes 439 amino acids. Gene Ontology annotation, biological process: regulation of transcription by RNA polymerase II. The record is from RefSeq and is a predicted model, not a curated record.
CGCGCCAAUUGAUCUGCUGCUUUGUUGUGAUUCACAGUGAGGCUGAGAACCUAGAAUCCGAAAACAACCAUCCGUACAAUCUGUCUCAUCGCUUGCUUCUGGCACCUCCAACUGGAUACUUUGGGGGAUAUUUGCACACUUGGAUAACUACUUUAUUCUGUUUUGAACUUAUUUCGGAUGUUGCAACAUGGAUGGAUCUUUAUUUUGUGAUUGAUGUGUACCCCUACUCGGAAGUUGACAACUUACACAAGAUUGCCCAGGGACCGGACUGACCUUAAAAUUAUUUUGGAAAGUGUUAAAAAUGCCACGAAAACAGACACUAGUUACGAAGCAGGCGUACCCUGUUGUUGUAAAACAAGAACCUGGCGUAGAAGCCAAAUCACCGCAAAUUAUGAACUUGACGAGUAUUUAUAAACAUCCAUCGAGUGCUAACAAGAUGCUGGCUUCUGGAGAUUUGGGACUUUACUCGACAGUGAAAGUUGAGGCUGGUUAUACACCACAAGGACCCAAUUACAGCCCCUCCCCAAUGAAACCCUCAUUAAUACGACCACAGGCAAAGAGGAAGCUGGAGCUGGAACCCGAUGGCAUGAGACUGGAAGGUUUCAAGACCCCCAAGAGUUGCAAGCGAAGAGGCAGAUACCCAUCAGAGUCAAGUCCUCGUGCUCGCACUGCUCGGUCUCCUCUGGAGAAGACUCGCUAUGAUACGUCGCUUGGUCUGCUCACAAAGAAGUUUGUAGGGUUAUUACGAACUGCUCCUGAUGGUGUUGUAGAUUUGAACAAGGCCGCAGAGGAACUAGAAGUACAGAAAAGAAGAAUAUACGAUAUAACAAACGUCUUAGAGGGAAUUAACUUGAUACAGAAAAAAUCUAAAAAUAAUAUUCAAUGGAAAGGUGCUACUAAUUCUAUUGCGGCUUCCAAGGGGCUGCCUAUGAUAACUACAGAUGUUGUUGACCUACAUUCAGAUGUUGCAGAUUUGGAAGCUAAAGAAAAUAUGCUUGAUGAUUUAAUAGCCAACUCAACAAGACAGCUGAAAAAUAUGACGGAAGAUGCUGACAAUGCUCGGUUAGCGUAUGUGACGUACCAGGACAUACGGAAUCUCCGGUCUCUAGAUGAACAAACUGUGAUUGCCAUUAAAGCGCCACCAGAGACCCGGUUAGAGGUGCCGGAUCCACAACAAAGUAUACAGAUCUGGUUGAAGAGUCAGAAGGGCCCAAUCGAAGUGUUCCUGUGUCCUGAGGAGAUCACUGACAUGGACAAUAGCAACGACAGCUGCCCCAGCGACAGCGGCGGCACUACCGAGAGCACCUCAAGUGAUAUUGGCAGUGCAAAGAAGAGUGUUAGUGUAGGGAGCUGUGGGGAGGAGAGCUGCUUCUCGGAAGAUUCGGUAUCCUGUGAUAGUUUUAAAGGUCAGCCUAAAUUAAAGAAUGCUCUGCUGGAGGAAGAAGACCUGUCCCCCGACUGUAAUCAGAGCCUGUUACUGCAGACCGAAGACCAGAACUUUGACUCACCGUUCGUCCACCUGGAACCCCCUCUCGACGUGGACGACUACAUGUUUGGUCUGACGGACUGCGAGGGCAUCUCCGAUCUUUUCGAUGCCUAUGAUAUCACGCUAGCAGUAUAGUUGUCUGUUUAGGAAUGCUGUACAGGAGAGACACACUGUCAUUCUGCAAUCUUUUUGUAAUUUGUGUUUUCUUUUCUUUUUUUAACAAAUUCAAGAAAUCCUAAUAUUGAGGUUUAAUUGCUUCAACGGUAUAUGAUUUUGUUAAGGAUGUUUCCUAUGUUUGAGUGGAACUUUUUGAAUUGCUAUGAUAUAUAGUCAAACUUUGUUGAAACCUCGUUAACUUAAUACAUUGUUUUAAGACAAUGUAAUGUUAUUGUCCGGAGAGAAACCUCAUCACCAAAAUGUUCUAAUAUAGGUGCUCUUGACCCUUCUGACUGUCUUCAUAACCAGAGUGAACAAGGUUUUGCUGAAGAUACCUUGUACCAGCUUAACUAUAAAGCUCUCAUAUGCUGUUGAUGUACAUUACGUAGUUGUGUAGCUUGAAGUAUUUUUUUCCCCUCUCCUGCAGAGCAUUCUAAACAGAGGCGUGGCUAGUUAGACUUGACCAUGCUAGUAAUUGAUGUUAGCAUGAUGUGUUGUGUAGAUGUGUGGCUUUUUCUGUGUGAAUGGCAGGCCAGGUUUGUGGAGAAGAGAUACUCAUUUUGAAUUUGUGAACUGCUAGUUACUGAGUGAGCAUUGAAUGUUUCUUCAUUUAAGCACUGCAUGUAAUGUUUUGAAAAGCUUCCUGUUUCUUUUCGUCAGAAGUAUUUACAAUAUAAUGGGUAGUAUUGUCGAUAAAUCAUGAAUAAGCUUGUACCCCCGGUAUCAUGAUCUGAUUAAUAUGCAAAUAAGGCACCCUAGCAGAAAUUGUUUUUGAUCUCUGUACAUGAAUUCAAUGUC